GUGUGGCGCAGUUAGCCACGACCCAUAAACUCACCGCACGACGCCUUCGUCGCACGACGCCAACACCGAAACCGACGAGUCGACGAACUCCUCCCCUAGGGGCUAGGGCCUAGGCUCACGGCUCACCAUGUCCCGCUCCGACUCGCCUUCGCCAUCGCCGGCUGCGGCGCGACGCGCGCAGCCUUCCGACGCGACGCUCGUGAAUGCCUUCCUGUGGCCCUGGGUGACCUUGGGCAUCACCAUGCCGGGCGGCGUGCACGCGGUGGACCUCUACUCCGCGGACCCUGAGAAGCUGGCGCGAGGGUACCAGCCGGAGGUCUCUCUGGACGGCCAGUGCACGUGGUACUUCCUCAGCCCGCUGCGCCCCAAGAGCCCCCACGAUCCGCGCAAGGUGCGCACCGUCGCCGACGGUACGGGGUGCUGGCGCAGCGACUCCGGGGUCAAGAACGUCAUCGACUGCCUGGACGGCGCCCGCCACGUCGGCUACCGCCAGAACUUUUCCUUCAUGAGGAGGGACGCCGCCGGUGCGGACGCUCGGUCAGGCUGGGCCAUGACCGAGUUCCACCUCCACCACAGCUACGACGAGCACGGCCACGGGGGCAAAGUCGAGGGUCUCGUCCUGUGUAAGAUGUACCGCAACCGCAACCGGCGCAUCCACGGGGGCAGCGACGACGUGGUGCCCGGCGUAUCACCGUGCGCGGAAAAGACGUUUUCGUGCGGGAAGAGCCAGCCGAUAGGCCACGACUAUUCCAAAGCCAAGAACUCGGACGGCGGAGCCACGGCUACAGGGACGAUAGCGCCGCCCCUUCUCAACAGCAUGGUGGCGGGCGACGACAAGGUAUCCGGCGCGACCACGACCACGACCGCGCCGCCGCUCGGCCACAAGGGGAACCCAGUGGAGAUGGACAAUGAGGACUUGUUGACAUGGGCGCCAGCACGCAAGAAGAUGAGGGCGGCGGGCGCGGGCGCCGAGAGCUCUGAAGCAGCGUCGACGGUAAGCAAUCCGACGCCCGACCAGGUGCGCUGCCCCCGUUGCGGCUUCCACUUCACCACCAUGCAGAGCAGCCGGUCGUGACCACUGACCAUAACCGAAUCCAAGCUGGUCGUGUCCCGAGGUGAACCCUAACCAAAUCCAAGGCGGUCGUAGGAUGCAGCACAUUCAGAGAUGCGAAGGAGAUUCAGAAGUGGAACGAACACCAAGCUUUUGAGCAAAUUAAAACCCCUCCUUCCCUUCCUCCUUGGAAUCUGAAGCUGCACUGGAUAGAAGAUAGGUUCUCCACAUUCCUUGCAAUUUUAUUCUGGUUGUAAUUGGAUUCUGAUGGUUUCAGAGCAGAGUAUGCACCUUUUAUUGUAGCACUUCAAGAAUCCGAGGUUUUGAAUGGAAAGAAUGCAAAAAAA
Messenger RNA from Zea mays, 1398 nucleotides. RefSeq lists its product as uncharacterized. NCBI's taxonomy places the organism in Eukaryota, Viridiplantae, Streptophyta, Magnoliopsida, Poales, Poaceae. Bases 128 to 1075 code for a protein of 315 amino acids. The record is from RefSeq and is marked validated. Gene Ontology annotation, biological process: regulation of DNA-templated transcription. The transcript has a single exon. Gene Ontology annotation, molecular function: DNA binding.